Vicia faba (fava bean) is the source of this 657-nucleotide messenger RNA. The record is from the annotation of a GenBank genome assembly. NCBI's taxonomy places the organism in Eukaryota, Viridiplantae, Streptophyta, Magnoliopsida, Fabales, Fabaceae.
AUGUUUAGAAGUAGAGCAAGGUGGUUGCGCUUCGUUGUGCAAUUCAAGCUUUUUCCAACAACAUCAUUAUGUAACAAUUCUGCCCAGAGAAGUUCCUUUUAUACUUCGGCGAAGAAUGGUAACAACAUCAACAACAAGGACAUCAUCACUGAUGAAAGGUUUGAUUUCCAUCUUGUGCAAUUUUUUUUGCCUGCAUGCCUUCCUUGGGCGCAAUAUGCUCGUUAUGAAAUAAGAACAAUGGAAGCGGAUGUAGAGCAGAAAAGGAAGAAGAAGAAGAAGCAAACUGCGCGACGAGAAGAGCAGCUGCCCGGUGUCGAGCAGAACAAAGCAAGGAUUACGGCCGGAGUUUUGAUCGAGCGAACUUCAAUCAAGGACGUGGAGCAGAAAUGGAAGAAAAAGGAAGAAGGAGAAGAAGCAAAGGAAAUAGAAAAAGAGUUGGAACUAAAUCCUCCUGAGGAAAAGGAAGCAAAUUCGCAACUGUCAGAGGUAAUUGGCAAUGAGAAAAAACCCCUAAAUAGUUCUGCACCAAUGAACACUAGUGGAGGUAAGGAUAAUUCAAAUUCAGAAUUAGGUGAAGAAAGUGAGGGUUUAUUGGCAACUCCAAAUUCUUCUCUUCAAAGUCCAACAAGCCAGGGUCAAAGUGGAAGUGCUUCUUAG